CCCGCCGCGCAUGGGCCCGCCCAGCCGAGUGGCCAUGUUGCGGCGGCCGCCCAGCGGGGGCAGAGCGCGAGCGGCGGCGGCGGCGGCGGCGCAGCGCGGGGAUGGCCGUGGCGGUGGGGAGACCCGCGAAUGACGAGCUUCGAAACCUGUCCCUCUCCGGUCAUGUGGGCUUUGACAGUCUUCCAGAUCAGCUGGUCAACAAAUCAACCUCUCAAGGGUUCUGCUUCAACAUUCUUUGUGUUGGUGAAACCGGCAUUGGCAAGUCAACUUUAAUGGACACUCUGUUUAACACAAAGUUUGAAAGUGACCCAGCCACCCACAACGAGCCCGGUGUGAAGUUGAAAGCAAGAAGCUAUGAACUCCAGGAGAGCAACGUCCGUCUGAAGCUGACCAUUGUUGACACAGUUGGAUUUGGAGAUCAGAUUAAUAAAGAUGACAGCUAUAAGCCCAUAGUCGAAUAUAUCGACACUCAGUUUGAAGCCUAUCUGCAGGAGGAACUGAAGAUCAAGCGUUCCCUGUUUAAUUACCAUGACACAAGGAUUCACGCCUGCCUAUAUUUCAUCGCACCUACGGGACACUCACUGAAGUCUCUAGACUUGGUCACCAUGAAGAAGCUCGACAGUAAGGUUAACAUUAUCCCUAUAAUAGCCAAAGCUGAUACGAUUGCAAAAAACGAGUUGCAUAAAUUCAAGAGUAAAAUCAUGAGUGAGCUGGUCAGCAAUGGUGUCCAGAUCUAUCAGUUCCCCACAGAUGAAGAGACAGUGGCUGAGAUAAAUGCUACAAUGAGUGUCCAUCUUCCAUUUGCUGUUGUUGGCAGUACUGAAGAAGUGAAGAUUGGCAAUAAGAUGAGCAAGGCCAGGCAGUAUCCAUGGGGGGUUGUGCAGGUUGAAAAUGAAAACCAUUGUGACUUUGUGAAGCUGCGUGAGAUGUUGAUCCGAGUGAACAUGGAGGACUUGAGAGAGCAGACGCACACCCGGCACUAUGAAUUGUACAGGCGCUGUAAGCUAGAAGAAAUGGGAUUCAAAGACACUGACCCUGAUAAUAAACCAUUCAGUCUCCAAGAGACCUAUGAAGCGAAGAGGAAUGAAUUCCUGGGUGAGCUACAGAAGAAGGAGGAAGAAAUGAGACAGAUGUUUGUCAUGAGAGUGAAGGAGAAAGAAGCAGAGUUGAAAGAAGCGGAAAAAGAUCUCCAUGAAAAGUUUGACCAUCUCAAGCGGACACACCAAGAAGAGAAGAAAAAAGUGGAAGACAAAAAGAAGGAACUUGAGGAGGAGCUGAGCAACUUCCAGAAGAAGAAGGCAGCCACUCAGCUACUACAGUCACAGGCUCAACAGGCUGGUUCCCAACAAACCAAGAAAGACAAGGACAAGAAAAAUGCAAGCUUCACAUAAAGCCUGGCAAGCCAAGGAUGUUCCUGCAUUCACCUGCUUUUGCAGUAAUGUGUCUCUGACAUCUGUUUGGUUUUUGUUUUUGUUUUAAACACAAAUAACUAUUAACUCAUUUAAUAAUGGAGUGGGUGGGAGAAAGGUGGAUGAAGCAGUGAGCAUCUGGAAAUUGAGUGUGGGGGGAAGGAGAGGGGUGUUCUUGUUUGAAAAGUUGAUGCCAUUUCUCUCUCUGGUAAGAACAGUAGCAAUAGAUCAGACCUGCCACUUGGCUUUGAAUUGAGAGCAAGACUUGUGCGUCACUGGCUUGAUCCAAGGGCACUUAAAGACAUCGGAAGGGUUUCAGGAUCAGGCCUUAAAUGCUGCUGUUACUCGUUUGCACACACUGCUCUCAACAGGCCAAACUGUGAUUCCCUUUACUCGCACUGAAUAGCACGAGUGCUCCCAUGGAAAUCUGGGGGUUUAGUUAUGAGUGAGUUACUAUUCAAUGUGAAUAAAAUCCAAUGCAGACUUAGCCAGAGUCUCCCCAGUGUAUUGCUAAACCCAGAAGUCCACUUAAAUGAGUGUUUCUUUGAUAGCUUGACUUGUAAGACUGUAGAAAUCCCAUUGUUAGGUUUUUGUGUGUGUAGGUAUCAAAAGAGCAACUGACCUUGCAUGCUUUUAUUCUUGCAUGACUUUUUUACCUUAUGGAUAAUGACUUUUGGCCUGGCUUUUUGUUAUUCACGCAAGAGGUUAAAUAUUUUUGCAAUAACUCUUUUCUCUAUUAAGCGUUGUGGCUAACCACUAAAAGCUGUGCAGUGUGCAGCAAAAGGAGCUGCAAAUUCCCAAGACAGGAGGUUCUCCUCCCCCCCGCCCCAAUUGCUUUGAAAUCAAGAGUCCCCCAUCAAAAACUAACCAGGUGACUGAAUCCCAUCCCAAAACUUGAAUACACUUUCCACAGAUUGCCUGAGUAAAAGUGUCACCCCUCCACACUUCGUUGAUUCCUGUAGGGCCCCAUCCAGCAAACGCAUAAGCACAAGAGUAACUUUACUCAUGCAAUAUAGUUCAGUUGACUAUAGUAGGAGUCCUUACAGGAGUAAAUUUUUGCACAUGCUUAUUUGGUUGCAGGAUCAGUCUUGGAACAUAGUGUCUUCUGUUGGUAAGUGCCAGUGAACCAUUAAAGGAGUUAAUUAAAACUCCAUUAACUUCAGUUUCUCUGGGCUCCUAAAGUGGAGAAUAUAACUGUUCACUUUCUUUACCGGGCUAAGAUAUAGCUAUCUUGCUUGACAAAGGCAUAAUAAAGGUAACAUCAAUGCACUGAUCAGCUCUGCGCAGCCGGCUAAGGCUUGGGAUGCAAACAAUAGUUUGCAUUAAAAAACGGUGACUGAACAUCUAGCAUAAGCCAGGCCUUUUUUUAGGGCGUACUUGGUGUGAAAAUUGACCUGUUUGUGUUUUCUAUGCCAUUCCUUUUUGGACAGAGUCUUUUCUCCUUUCUGAUACAUUCCAAGAAGUGGCGACCCAUGUUUACUCUCUGACUUCUGGAUUUUUUUCUCUACUGCUGCUGAUCUGCCAGCUUCCCCUAUGCUCCUAGCUAGGUAGUCUCCUGUUUCUUUCUUUAAAGCACUCUUGAAAUUAACCCUCUUCACUUGAUCCCACACAUUCCAACUUUGCUUGUUUCUACCCAAGCACAGGGGUCAUGUAACUACAGUCACAAAGGCAGGUUUGUGGGGGGUUAUUUUGUUCUCUUUUCCACCCAUCCCGCACUGCAUAAACAUGGCUCUUAGGGAGGGGAAAGGGUGGCUGGACAAACUGCAUAAAUUUAAGCAGAGGAAAAGCAGGGAAGAAACUUUUGAAAUUCAAGCUAAGUUGUCAUGUGAACACAAUCAUUGGAAGGACCGACAGUCGCAGUAGCCAGGUUAAAUAGCAGUAAAAAUCUAAGAUCCUUGCAGUUUUGCUUCAGCUUAACCUUAAAAACUCACUUGGUAUUGAACACAUGAAACCAGUUUCCUAACCAUGGGCUGCAUUUGAUCAUGCAAUAUGCUCAAGUUUGAAGCUUGUGUAGUGUGCUUCCAUUAGCUGUGUCUGUGCGUGUCCUAUUUUUAAUUAACACGCGUGGGGGUUUUUUGUGCCUGGUAAGAGAAUUUAAUUUUAACAUUAGUUUCUCCUGCUCAGUUUAAAAACCCUUUCAAGGGAAGCUUGGCAGAGAAAAUUAGCAGAGACUAGGUAUUUUUAUUUUGGACACAAAGCUGUUGCCAAAUGUAUUAAAUGCUGGGGGGAGGGAUUGGUUUGUUUCUCUUUUUAGCAAAACAAAACAAAAAAAACCAUCUUUUUUGGAGAAGCUGGGAAUAAAAUUUAAAUUUAAUUAUUCCUCCCCCCCCCCAUGGCACACUAACUUUUAAAAAUCCCUGGGCCAUGUUUAGCUUGUUACUGCUGCACUUCUCUUUCCUUUCUGUAUCUAUGCCUUUUUUCACAGUAGUCCCUGGCUCUGCAUGGAAUAAGUGAUACCCUCAAAUCUAGUUGGAUGUGCUUUCUUUCACCUUCGCAUGUAAGUACAGCAGCAAGAGACCUCUCUGCCCACUUUUGAAAUGAAUGAAAGUUGACUUUUCCACAAGUGGCAAUGCUGAGGGGUUUUUAAAAACUUUUAUUAAACAAUAACCAUCUUCAGCUGGGAUUUUCAAAGGAGCCAAAGGGAGUUAGGCACCAGCUCCUAUUGGCUAUGAGGGACCCCUAACUCAUUUGAAAAUUCCAGUUUAAGGUAGCGUUAGCUUUUGAUGACAGCUACGUAACCCUAAAUCUUGCUUGUGAGGAUCUGCAAACGGUAGGAUGUUUAAACAGCAAUGACUAGUCACUGAUAAUGCUGCAUUUCCCAGAGGUGCUGGGAUGUCCAUUAGGAUGUUAUAAAUGAGCAGCAACAAACAAUGGAGAGUGCAGAUCUGCGCAUUAAAGCACUCCCUGGAUGUGAAGUAAAACCCAUAGGCCAAGUCUGAAUGACAUACUGGCCACCUGGGGAAGAGCGAUACUUGUUCCAAAAUGCACUGUUGUGAGUAUUGGGGAUUGACUUUCAAAAGCACAGAUUAGGCACCUGAUUCCCACUGACUUGACAUCUCCUCGGUUAUAAAGGGGUCGUUGUUCAAGAGUGCUCAAUAUUGGCCUCACUGCUCCUCUUUAAAUCCAUGGGGAAACUCCCCUUCAUGCUUUAAGGAACAGAGUUAGGCCAACUCUGAGGGCUCUAGAAAAUCCCACUUUGUAUAAAAGAACCUUGAUUGUGCUUAUCCUCAGUGGUAAUUAUGGUGACCUGAGUAUAUCCAAUCAUGCCCAGAGUUAUAAAACAAAACCAAAUGUUACCAUUGGACCAAAAUGCAUGUCAUCUUUGUGGCUGAUGGGAAAGGGGGAAUUACAAGGUAUUGCACUCAGUGGCCUCUCCAGGCCAGAAUUUGAACCAGCUAGUGAAAACUGGCCAUGAUGCUGAUCUGCAGAAUGCAUCCUCUCAGUUGCCAAGCCAGACUCUGUGUUCCUAGCUCCUGGGAGAUUUCCUAAAUACAAGAUCACUUAUCCUUUUGCUGCCUUGUAUAUUAUAACCCUGUCAAGAAGACUUUUGUAUUUGUCUUUUAAAAAAAAAAAAAAAAAAGCCUUAUUUUAUUUAACACAAUCAAUGGUUAUGUUUUCAAGUAGUUCAUUCUACUUUUAAACUGUUGUGAUGAAAUACAGCAAUGUCUUGUGUGUUAUCAAAUCUGUCCAUUUGAAUCAUGUUGUGAUUUGCCAUUCUCAAGGUGUCAAACAGCUUAUUCCUGUCAUAUCCUUUCUCCAAGGAGCCCAACUGCAUUUACAGUAUAUAUCAUCGAUGAGGCCCUAAGGGCCAGGGUGUGACAGCAUGGGAUUAUACAAAUAUGAAGGGUGUUUUUUUAAACUUACUGAAAAUAAAGCUGUGAACAGCAGUAGGAAUAUUUUGUGUACUUACUUUUAAAUAAAUGCCGAUGGCCUUAAACUAGAGGUGUAGAACAUUGUUACCUUGCUCUUUGAAAAUAACCCAUGUUUUUGUCCAAAUGAUUGUAUACCAUCAGCCAGUGUUAAUGCAGAAUUAUACAUGUAUGCCUCUUAGAUGUCUUACUGAUGUCAAAGUACUUCAUUUGUGAAGUUCAAAAUGAAUCAUAGCCUUCCACCAUAGUUCAGUUCCUUUUUUUGUAUGUGCUCUGGGGGUGCAAAUGUGAAAUAAUGCCAACACACAAAGCGGGACAGGGGCAAUAUAUUUUUACCCAGACACU
This is a messenger RNA of Dermochelys coriacea (leatherback sea turtle), 5623 nucleotides long. It is a transcript of the gene SEPTIN11, whose product is annotated as septin 11. The record is from RefSeq and is a predicted model, not a curated record. Gene Ontology annotation, cellular component: septin ring; cell division site; microtubule cytoskeleton. Gene Ontology annotation, molecular function: GTPase activity; molecular adaptor activity; GTP binding. The coding region runs from base 102 to 1391 and encodes 429 amino acids. Lineage: Eukaryota; Metazoa; Chordata; Testudines; Dermochelyidae. Gene Ontology annotation, biological process: cytoskeleton-dependent cytokinesis. The transcript is spliced from 10 exons.